AUGAAAAAAAAACCAACCAAAGCAACAACGAAAAAUUGUUAUUUUCUCCUUUUGACAACUAAGUCCUCCAGAAACUUGUUCACUAAUUACGAUAGCGACGACUUUACAAGUUUAAAUAGCAGCAGCGAGUAUAAUCACAAUGACAUACAUAAUAACAGUAAUAAUAGUAAUAGCAAACAAGCCAAAAUCAACUACAAUAACAAUAACAAACCAGCUAUGCAAUACUCCAAAAGUGAUUAUGACGUCUUCAACUCCUCGUUUGUCAGCUCAAGUGACUUCUUUAUUUAUCCCAACAACAACAACCGCAAUAACAACAUUAAUAAAAGUCAACAAGAUGGACCAUACCAAUUAUAA
This is a messenger RNA of Bactrocera oleae (olive fruit fly), 354 nucleotides long. RefSeq lists its product as uncharacterized. The record is from RefSeq and is a predicted model, not a curated record. Lineage: Eukaryota; Metazoa; Arthropoda; Insecta; Diptera; Tephritidae.